AUGACGGGACCAGCCGGGGGCCCUACUGCCCUCCGGACCCGAGGAUGCCCCACUGGGCCCCGCCCCGCCCCGCCCCGCCCCGCCCCGCCCCCGCCUGCCCUGCGGGCGGGGAGGUUUGACUCUGCCUACGGCCGCCGCCCGGCCGCGUGUCUUUCCCCGGAACCGCGAAGAUCCCGGGGCCAUGUGGAAGGCUGCCCAGGCCGUGCUCGGAACCCCCGGGAUCCCCCUCCCCCUCCGGAGGUCGAUGUCCACAUCGGCCCUUCUCUUCCAGAAGGCUGCGACCCUGACCGUCACGCCUACGACUGGGCUGGCCGACGAGCUCCUGGACAUGAAAGUGGCUUAGGCCCGAGGGAGCGGGUGACCCUGCGAGCGUCGGCCGUCAGCUACCGAGGCCGUCUCUUCCACUCGCUGGCCCACUACGAGGCGGACGGCCACGGGGGCUCGGACCUGGCCAGGGACCCGGCUCUGGGCGGCGACUUCACGGGCGUGGAGCCCUUGGGGCUCCUGUGGAGCCUCACGCCGGUCGGCUCAGAGGAUCCCUGCUUCAGCCAGAUGCCGAGGGGCGUGAUGAAAAGCCCCCUCAAAGUGGAGGGGACCGUCCACCAUGCGCCGCGGCAGCCGGCGGUGUCGCUGGGCCCGGCGCUGGCCUCCGCCCAGGUGCAGCGCUGGUUCUCCAGCCCUGAGCUGCGCCGUGCUCGGCUGCAGGCCGGCCGCCUGCGCCCCGGGGCGUCUUCUUGCUGCCCCCGGGUGCGUGAGGUCUUUUCCGCAGAGGGCUUUGCAUGGAUUUAGGAAGUCGAUUUCUGAAAGCUGACUUGCUCUGCUGGCUAAUUUAUCUUCUGAAAACAAAGCGGGCGCCUUAAUUCCUUUAUUUUGUCGCCCUAGACACCAGAUUUAUCUGAUACUUUUAUUGGAAUAACACAGAAGAAUAUAUCUGAAAAAUACUAGGAGGCAAUUGGCUGAGACAUUCUUCUCUUGGAAUGGUGAACAAUGGGAAUGUUGAAAGAGAAAUAACAUCACCAUUAGAAGGAAAUAGUUUGACAUUUUACUCCCUUUCCACUGUGAGGGAGCAAGAAUUUACUGUCCCCUUCAAGGUCCUUCUAGCUGGAUUAAGAAUCAAGUUGACAUGAGACGGAUUAAGAGGAGAAAAUGAAAUUUAAUUUUGUAUGUAUGGGGAAUCCACAGACAUGGAAAUUCCAAAGACAGUCAGGCAAAACAAGGAGACGGUCCUUUUCCUGGUUUGAUUGAUAUGUUUGGUGAUGGAGCAUUAAAUGAAUCUCAAGCUAGUCUCCUGGCUUGUCGAGGUUUUGCUACUUUGGCUUUGCCAUUUUUUGGCUAUGAAGAUCUACCUCCAAUCAUGAAGGACUUAAAUUUAGAUUACUUUGAGGAGGCAGCUAAAUUUGUGCAAAGUCACCCAAAGGUUAAAGGUCCAAACAUUGGAGUGAUUGGUUCUGGCAAAGGGGCCGAGCUGGCAUUUUCCAUGGCUAGCUUUCUCCCAAAUAUAGCUGCAGUUGUGAGCAUCAGUGGCUGCAUCUCUAACACAACUACUGCCCUUACAUGUGGUAGAUUCAUCCUGCCAGGACUGCCUUUCAACCUAGACAAAGUCUCUGCCAUGGAUUCAGGAGUUUACGAUGUUAAAGAAGCACUGGAUGACCCCUUGGACCCAGCCUACUGGGAAAGCCGUA
Mirounga angustirostris (Northern elephant seal) is the source of this 1682-nucleotide messenger RNA. Its product is annotated as peroxisomal succinyl-coenzyme A thioesterase-like. Gene Ontology annotation, biological process: acyl-CoA metabolic process; fatty acid metabolic process. The record is from RefSeq and is a predicted model, not a curated record. NCBI's taxonomy places the organism in Eukaryota, Metazoa, Chordata, Mammalia, Carnivora, Phocidae. The coding region runs from base 1 to 789 and encodes 262 amino acids. Gene Ontology annotation, molecular function: fatty acyl-CoA hydrolase activity. The transcript is spliced from 5 exons.